This is a messenger RNA of Australozyma saopauloensis, 258 nucleotides long. RefSeq lists its product as uncharacterized. NCBI's taxonomy places the organism in Eukaryota, Fungi, Ascomycota, Pichiomycetes, Serinales, Metschnikowiaceae. Gene Ontology annotation, biological process: phospholipid translocation. Gene Ontology annotation, cellular component: cytosol; nucleus; mitochondrial intermembrane space. Bases 1 to 258 code for a protein of 85 amino acids. The record is from RefSeq and is a predicted model, not a curated record. The transcript has a single exon. Gene Ontology annotation, molecular function: phosphatidic acid transfer activity.
AUGGGAAACAUAAUGUCGGUGUCUUUCGCCCCUGAAUGCACUGAUGCAAAACUAGAAUACGACGAAUGCUUCAAUAAAUGGUACACUGAUAAAUUCUUGCAGGGAAAGUCUAUUCAAAACGAGUGCACCGAGCUUUGGGAGAACUACAUUACCUGUGUCAAUACUGCCCUAGCUACUCACAACAUUAAGCCCAUGUUAGACAAGGCUCAGAAAGAGAAUCCUUUCAAGGACGGAAAGAUUGACGAAAGUAAAAAAUAG